Molecule: messenger RNA, 879 nt
Organism: Aplosporella prunicola CBS 121167
Lineage: Eukaryota; Fungi; Ascomycota; Dothideomycetes; Botryosphaeriales; Aplosporellaceae
Exons: 2
Coding region: 1-879 (292 amino acids)
Source: RefSeq, a predicted model, not a curated record
AUGAAGACACAAGUGACGAUAAUAGCACAUACACCCUAUCAGAGAUCUGAGACUUCGAAAACUCGUCAGUCCGCGCACGUACAGAAGACGAAGCCCUUGUAUAACCAAAAAGUCCACCCGCAAGACAACUCCCUGGACGACGAACUGCUGGCAAAAACCCCGUCAAAUACCCAACCGGAACCCGAAAAACCCGACAAGCGCCCUCGAGGUAGGCCAAGUAGUACAAAUGCAUGCUGCGUUAGGGAUACAAAUCUACCUAAUCGAAGCGAGCAAGACAUUCUCCAGCAAGUCUUAGAUGAGAUAUACAGGGUGGUCGACAAGGCUACAUUUGCCCCAGAAAUGACCAGAUUAGAGGUCAAAGAGUUUGUCAAAAUGAAGCUGAGCGACGACAUUGGUCUCGAAAACCUAUACGACCUCGAUUCCGAUGAUUUCGAUGGACUUGAUGGGAGUGGUAGUCCUGAAAGUUUUCAUGGGGUUGGUGGUCUUGAUGCUCUUGAUGGAGAUGAAGGACUUAAUGGGGACAGUGACCCUGAUCAGGAUCUUGAUGGGAAUGACGGCCUUGAUGGUCCCGGUGGCCCUGACGGGCAUGGUCUCGAGCAGCAAAGCGAAGCAGACUACCUGAUCGACGAGGAUAACCUUUCGACCAUGGAUUCACCUUCGGAUGGCUCGGAUAGCACCAGCAGCCAAACUCCUGAACCGGGUCUAAAGGAUAGCCACGUCCAAGAUGACAAUUUGGUUGCCGACACAAGGUCCAAGAUAACAAUAUGGUUGCUGACACAGAGGCCAAUGCCCACUACAACUUUUCAAGCAGUAAAACACUACCUAAUGAUUUUGCCAGUAGCAGAACCCUUGCGCCGGAUUCACCACGUAGAGCCUUGA